AGCGGCGUUUUCUUUUCAUUCCUUUCCGGUCUUCCUGUCAAACGUCGCGAAAUUUUGCCUGCCCGAUCGCUCCGAAUUUUCGCUACUGCAGACGCACCCGAGGCAGCCAAGGAUGGCCAAAAAGAAGGGAGAAGACCAGGACUUUGAGGAGGAGCCCAACUUUGACGAUCCGGAGGGAUUCGUGGACGAUGUGUCGGACGAGGAACUGCUGGGAGACUUCUUGCGGCAGAAGCCGUGCGAAUCGGACGGCGUAGAGAAUGUGAUUGUCGUGGACAACAUUCCGGUCGUCGGUGCGGCCCGCUUCCCCAAGCUGAAGGGCAUCAUCGAGAAGAUCUUCAAGAAUGCCGGCACGAUCGUGAACGUCCACUACCCGAAGGACGAGGAGGACAACACGAAGGGGUACGCGUUCGUCGAGUACAAGAACCAGGAGAGCGCGGAGGAGGCGGUCAAGUCGCUGAACAACUACCGGCUGGACAAGCACUACACGCUGCUGGUGAACCGGUUCGCCGACUUCCAGAAGUACUCGGACAUCCCGAAGGAAUGGUCCCCGCCCCAGCCGCAACCGUACAAGGUGCAGAACGACCUGUACAACUUCCUGCUGGAGGCGGACGCCCAGGACCAGUUCUGCGUGGUGUCGGAAACGGUGCCCGGCUCGGUGCAGGUACAGUUCUGCCAGAACACGCAGCCGGAACCGACGGAGCUGCUCAAGCGCGAGCGGUUCACCGACACGUACGUCAAGUGGUCCCCGAAGGGCACGUACAUCGUGACGUUCCACAAGCAGGGUGUCGUCGUGUGGGGCGGCUCGAGCUUCGUCAAGGUGAACAAGUUCGCGCACAGCAACGCACAGUUCGUGGACAUUUCGCCGUGCGAGCAGUACCUGGUGACGUACGGUCCGAACGGCCAGAAGAUCGUCAUCUGGGACAUCCGCACCGGGGCGGAGAAGCGCACGUUCGUGUCGGACGGCAUGUCGAACGCGUCCAUGCUGCGCUGGUCGCACGAUGACCGGUACGUGGCCCGGCUGGUCGACAGCCAGAUCCAGAUCUACGACACGACCACCUUCUUCCUGCUCGACAUGAAGUCGAUCCGGGUGGAGGGCAUCCGCAACUUCAGCUGGUCGCCGACCGACAACAUCAUCGCCUACUGGGUCGCGGAGGAGGUGGACGUGCCGGCGAAGGUGACGCUGAUGGCGAUCCCGAAGAAGACGGAGCUGCGCACGAAGAACCUGUUCAACGUGGCCGACUGCAAGAUCCACUGGCAGAAGUCGGGCGACUACCUGUGCGUGAAGGUGGACCGGUUCUCCAAGUCGAAGAAGGAGAAGAAGGACAAGAAAGACUCGGACGUGAAGUUCCUCGGCAUGUUCUACAACUUCGAGAUAUUCCACAUGCGUGAGAAGGACAUACCGGUGGAUUCGGUCGAGGUGAAGGAAACGAUCCUGGCGUUCGCCUGGGAGCCGGUCGGCUCGAAGUUCUCCAUCAUCCACGGCGAACCGUCGUCCGCCAACGUGAGCUUCUACGAGACGAACAAGGGCCAGGAGCCGGUGCUGGUGAAGAAGCUGGAGAAGAAGGUGUGCGGCCACCUGUUCUGGUCGCCCCGGGGACAGUUUAUCGUGCUGGCCAAUCUGCAGAUGGGCACGUUCGAGUUUGUCGACACGAACGAUUUCAGCAUCAUGAAGACGGGCGACCACUACCGUGCCUCGGAGGUGGAGUGGGACCCGACCGGUCGGUACGUCGUCACGGGCACUUCUGGCAAGGCUAAGGAAGACCAGGGCUACUACAUGUGGUCAUUCCAGGGGCGCAUACUGAAGCGCGUCAAUCUGAAGAACUUCAUGCUGUUCCUGUGGCGGCCGCGCCCGCCGACCCUGCUAUCGGACGCCAAGCAGAAGGAGAUUCUCAAGAACCUCAAGAAGUACUACUCGCAGUUCGAGAGCAAGGACCGUUUGCGUAUGACGCGCGCAUCCAAGGAGCUGAUCGAGAAGCGUGCCAAGCUGCGCGAGCAGUUCACCGAGUACCGAUCGAAGCGCGUCAAGGAGUGGGAGGACCAGAAGAAGCGUCGCAUGCAGUUGCGAAACAACGUCGACACAGAUACGCUGGAGGCUGAUCCAGAUAAUGUAGAGGAGGAAAUUGUUGAAAUACUUGUACGUGAAGAUACCACCGUCAUCGAGUAAUCCGUAGAAGGCAACGCAACGUCCUCAUCGUUCGGCGUGGUGUGUUUCGGUGGCGUAUGUAAGCAAACCGCCGUCAACAUUCGACCCUUGCGUUGGUGUGACCGCUGCUUUCGUACCGGGGAGCGCUGUCACACGUUCGGGGAUCUUUUACUGCGGUGGGAGGUACGCAACAAGCGACGGAAGAAAGGAAGAGAGUGAAAAGAGGGAGAGGUUGGGGAGGACAGCAUAUUCCAUACACGCCGCGCACACAUCUUCCGCGCGACAUUUGCUUUAACAUUUUAUUGACCCGAGCAACGCAAGAUCCUGUUCUUCGGGCAACGCAGCUAGCAAAAGGAUACGGUUACAGUGUGUGUGUGUGUGUGUGUGCGUACGUGCGUGUGUGUGCAUCAUUUGGAGCGAGCUCCUGAAUGGGCACACGUGUUGUUUCCCGGCGAGAAAAGGAGGCUUUCGUUCAAUGGUGUAUGGGAAGAUCCAGUUCAUAGCAGACAAUUGCAGUUGCAAAGUGACAUUUUGAGGCAACUUCUGCAAUCAUCGUCAUCAUCGGGCAGUAGUCGUGCCGUUAGAAUACCAUCAAUUCCGGUUCUAUUUCGAAGUAGAGUAACUAAACCUAUUCCUCAAGUAAGGUAAUCGUGUACGUACCGUUCAGUAAAAUCGAAAAAAAGCGUACUAUUAAACAGUAUGAUCAUUAAUAAAUAUAAUAUGCUAUUGUACGAUACAUCAUUGGACGGAACAGAA
This is a messenger RNA of Anopheles merus, 2899 nucleotides long. RefSeq names its product eukaryotic translation initiation factor 3 subunit B (gene eIF3b). Bases 113 to 2164 code for a protein of 683 amino acids. Gene Ontology annotation, biological process: translational initiation. Gene Ontology annotation, molecular function: RNA binding; translation initiation factor activity; translation initiation factor binding. The transcript has 4 exons. The record is from RefSeq and is a predicted model, not a curated record. Gene Ontology annotation, cellular component: eukaryotic translation initiation factor 3 complex. Lineage: Eukaryota; Metazoa; Arthropoda; Insecta; Diptera; Culicidae.